Amyelois transitella is the source of this 1824-nucleotide messenger RNA. Its product is annotated as solute carrier family 22 member 7. Bases 1 to 1680 code for a protein of 559 amino acids. NCBI's taxonomy places the organism in Eukaryota, Metazoa, Arthropoda, Insecta, Lepidoptera, Pyralidae. Gene Ontology annotation, biological process: transmembrane transport. Gene Ontology annotation, cellular component: membrane. The transcript is spliced from 9 exons. Gene Ontology annotation, molecular function: transmembrane transporter activity. The record is from RefSeq and is a predicted model, not a curated record.
AUGUCUAUAAUCGGCACAGUGUAUGAAGAUGUAACUACUGAUGUGGUAGGGAGUAUCGGUACUUGGCAAUGGCUGGUGGUAUUUUUGUGUACUGCUUUCAUGGUACCUUCGAUCUUUAUUCAGUUUGAAGACAUGUUCCUCCUCCGCCAAGUGGAGAAUGUGAUGUGUAUUCCACCAUCCGACAUUCAAGUUACCAAUACUAGCCUAUGUUUCGUCCAUCUAGAAGGAAAUGCCACAGCCAUCAUAGAAUGCGAAAGGUGGUACGUUAAAUUAUUGUGGAUGAUUUGGUUGCAAAAGGCUUGGAUGAUAUUUUGCGACAACAGGAUGAAAUUAGUGUCAACGGCCAUGGUGAGCCGGGUCGGCCAAGUGUUCGGCAGCUUCAUUUUCGGUUUUAUUUCUGAUAGUUUUGGAAGAAAAGCUGCUAUCAUGAUAAACGUCCUGUCGGAAACAAUUUUAGGUCUUCUAUUGACUUUCUGCGAUUCCGAGGCAUGGUAUCAACUCAUAGUGUUUCUUACCAGUUUGUGCUGUAGCGCUUUUAAAUACUUGGGACUAAUAUUGACAUGCGAAAUUGCUAGCAACGAAUGGCGUUCAUGGCUGAAUACAAUUGUGAUGCUGCCUCGGCUGUUUGCAUUGAUUUGCACGGUUCCGCUGGCGAACUGCACGGGGAAUCAGCAGACGUUGAGUUUCAUUGCGGUUUUGUAUGGCGCUAUGCUCAUAGUUCUGUUAAGAUGGACACCAGAAUCCCCGCAAUGGCUACUAUAUAGCCGAAAAAUAAAGAAAGCAGAAAGGAUUCUACUGACAGCUGCAGUAAGAAACGGGAUUUACCUAUGCAGUGAUUUUAAAAUAAGACCAAUUAAUCAAAGAGCGUAUUCUUGCAUUGAUGAACCAAGAGUAUGUUUAGGGCUUCUAAACACUUACAAUAUACGAAUAACAAUUUUCAUAUCGCUUUUGUUUUGGGCGUUAUAUUAUUUCCAAUGGAGCUAUUUAUACGUAAGAUUAUACAGUGAUAUACUUGAAGAACAAUUACUACUAAAGAUUUUCUCUUUUGCAUUAUUAUUUGGUGGCCUCGUGAUGUUACUUGCAAGGAAAAUGAUUCUAAGGCAUUUGCUGUUGAUAAGUGUUUUAAUUACGGGUGUCUUCAUGACUGGUGAUGCAUUUCUUAGUAAAGAAAGAACUCGUAACCUGCUGGCGUCAAUCGCACUUGCAUCAAGUAUAGUUGGCCAUGCCAUUCUUCUCAACAUCACUCCUCGAAUAUUUGCUAUAAAAAUUCGAAGUACACUUCUGGGUGCCUGUCAAGCCAUAGGCCAAGUUGGCUCCAUGAUCGCAUACAUCAUCUUUCUUUUCGAUACAAUGAACAGUCUGACAACAAUGGGGGUGACCAUAGGAAUAACAUUAACGAUGUCUGCGUUAUGUUUAAUGCUUCAUGACGUCGAUGGGAGAGAGUUACCCGAUAUUAUGGAGGAUAUGGAUUAUUUUUCAGAGCUAUCAAAACCAUUACGCUGGGCUACUCAGAAAACAAAUUCCCCAUCAAAUGAGGAAGUAGAAAUGAGAAUUUACUCUUUCAACACAGUAUCCAGUCAUUCCGCGGAGACGAUACCGCCUGCUCAGCGUAUUGGCUUCGGAAGAACUUGGCUAUUCAUCAGGAUUUUUUUUAACAGAUUUAUUAGACGGCCGAAAUAAUUUCGUCCACUUUCGAUUGUACCGAAAAUUUUCUAAAUUCCAAAAUGACGGACUGUUCGAUAAUUAUAAAUAAAAAAUAAAGUCAUUAAAAAAAACUUUAAUACUUAAUGCUAAUAUUCUUAGUGAAAUUAAAAAACACAAACU